AUGUGGGCAAGUUUGUUUUGAUUGUUUUGGUUAGGUACGAUGAAUGAAUAAUUAAGUUUUUACCCUAAAUAUGCGUCAAUUUGAGUUUUAUAAAUAACCAGAUACAGUUAUAGUAAACAAAAAUGGUGAUUAAAGAUUGGACCAAAAUAACGCCUACGCUUUCGCAGCCAGUGUUAAAUUGCAUCAAAAAGCAGGGAUUCGCAACUAUGACGCCAAUACAGGCGGCUGUGAUUCCACUUAUUCUUUCGUGCAAGGAUGUGGUGGCGGAAGCUGUUACUGGCUCUGGUAAAACUCUGGCUUUUGUGGUGCCUAUGCUGGAGUUGCUGAUGAAAAGGGCGAAGGAACAGUCUCUUAGAAAGGAUUUUGUAUAUGCUGUUAUUAUCUCACCUACCAGGGAAUUAGCACUACAAAUAUUUAAGGUAAUAGAGCAAUUUCUUGAAGAGCCGGAGCUACAGCACAUAAGCUUGUCAUUACUAGUUGGUGGGCGCAGCAUAGAGGCAGAUGCAGAGAGCAUGAAGAAAGGAGCUCAGAUAGCUGUCUGCACCCCUGGCAGGUUUCAAGACUUGUUGGCUGAAAGAAAACAACUUAAUCUUCCUGGAAGAGUUAAAGACCUGGAAUUUCUAGUCCUCGACGAAGCAGACCGCCUCCUCGACCUGGGCUUCACUGCGACUCUAAACACGAUACUACAGUACCUGCCCCGCCAGAGGCGCACCGGUUUGUUCUCCGCGACGCAGACUAAAGAACUCCAGGAUCUGGUCCGAGCCGGUUUAAGAAAUCCAGUAUUGAUCAGUGUUAAAGAAAAAGCGUCUAUAAGCACGCCUAUAGCAUUGGAGAAUUACUACGUAAUAGUUGAACCACAAGAUAAACUGCUGUUCCUAUUGAAUUUUAUAAGGAAUCGUAAAAUUUGGAAAGGCUUGUUCUUCCUGCCGACGUGCGCGUGCGUGGACUACUGGGCGCACGUGCUGCCCGCGCUGUUGCCCGACAUCACGAUAUUCGCCAUCCACGGCAAGAUGAAGCAGAAGAGAAACAAGGUGCUGGAGAGCUUCCGACUGGCUGAGAACGCGAUUCUGCUCUGCACAGAUUUAAUGGCGAGGGGGCUGGACAUCCCGGCGGUGCAGUGGGUGCUACAGUGGGAGCCGCCCAGCAGCCCCGCCGCGCUAGUGCACCGCGCAGGCCGCGCCGCGCGCGCGGGCGCCCCCGGCUGCUCGCUGCUCCCGCUGCUGCCGGCCGAGGAGGCCUACGUGCCCUUCAUCCGCGCCAACCAGCAGGUGGUGCUGCAGGACUGGGCGCUCUCGGGGGACAGGCUCGUCGUCACGGACAAGCUGAGGAACAAGGUGCUGUCGGUGCUGCACGCGCAGCAGAGGCGGGACCGGGCCGCGCUGGACAAGGGGCAGCGCGCGUUCGUGUCGCACGUGCAGGCCUACUCCAAGCACGAGUGCGGCCUGCUGCUGCGCCUGCGCGAGCUGCCGCUGGGCCACGUGGCCAGCAGCUACGGCCUGCUCAAGUUGCCGCGCAUGCCGGAGCUCACGCCCGAGCACCGCCGGCAGUUCGGCGCGCCCGCCGCCGGGGACCUCGCCUGCAUCCCCUACUGCGACAGGCAGCGGGAGGCCAGCCGCCUGCUGAAGCUCGACGAGUACAAGAAGACUGGAGUCUGGCCAUCGAAGAAGAAAAAGAAAAUCGUCCAGACAAAACCAUGGGAGCAAGCUAAACAGAAUAAACUAGAUAAACAAGACAGAAGGAAGAAACGGAAAGACUUGAAGAAGAAGAACAACGAAGAAGGUAAAGGAAAGAAGAGAAGAGCAGUAACGCAAGAGGAGUUGGACGAAUUGGCGGCGGACGUCGCAUUGAUCAAGAAGCUUAAGAAACGAAAGAUUUCCGACGAUCAGUUCGAUAAGGCUUUUAAAGUAGAUAAGUAAAUAUUUAUUGAAA
This is a messenger RNA of Pararge aegeria (speckled wood butterfly), 1929 nucleotides long. RefSeq names its product probable ATP-dependent RNA helicase DDX55 homolog. The coding region runs from base 123 to 1916 and encodes 597 amino acids. The record is from RefSeq and is a predicted model, not a curated record. Gene Ontology annotation, cellular component: nucleolus. NCBI's taxonomy places the organism in Eukaryota, Metazoa, Arthropoda, Insecta, Lepidoptera, Nymphalidae. Gene Ontology annotation, molecular function: ATP binding; nucleic acid binding. The transcript has 6 exons.